Siniperca chuatsi (mandarin fish) is the source of this 4484-nucleotide messenger RNA. RefSeq names its product otoancorin (gene otoa). The transcript is spliced from 29 exons. Gene Ontology annotation, cellular component: cell surface. The record is from RefSeq and is a predicted model, not a curated record. NCBI's taxonomy places the organism in Eukaryota, Metazoa, Chordata, Actinopteri, Centrarchiformes, Sinipercidae. Bases 558 to 4010 code for a protein of 1150 amino acids. Gene Ontology annotation, biological process: cell-matrix adhesion.
CUCAAAUCAGAUGUGAGAGAAAGGCAGAGGAACAACACGCAAAACCUCACUUUGUCUUCAUCCUGUUUUUUAAAUUGUUCUGUUUCUAGAAUCUACCAGGGAGCAGUCGCAGAUUCUUACCAUUUCAGGUAAUCAUUGGACAUAAGAAGUCAAAUCAGUGGAAAGCAAACAAAUUGAAUGAAGGCAAAAUACCAACAUGCAAAUGUUUGAGAGGAAACUGGAGAAUGAGAGUGUUGUUCAACAGUACAUCAUGUACAUUAUCGAACAUGUUUUUCACAGCAUGUUACCCUCCAAAGUCCAUGGAGCCUCCCAUAGGAUGAGUAACAAAGAUGGUAACUAAGGGAGUAUGAUCUCAAAUCCUCAGAGGAGGAAGUAUGUCAGAAAACUGGAGGUGGCUCGCAUGGAGACAGGUUCCAUAACGACCGGAGACCUAUUAAGAAAAUCCUCACACCCCACAACUUUUUGCUGUUAUGGAAAGGAAAAUAGAUCAUUACAAAAUGCAAAUCUACAUCAAAACCACUUGUAAUGUGUGUUGAUAUUAAUGCACACUUUGAAUUAUGUCAUUAUGUUCAACAGACAGGCGGGCAGGUCUUUUCACCAUGGCAAAAGGAGGAACAUUUUUCUUUCUACUCAUUGUGGCCUCUGCUGCCUUGGCUAAGACACCAGAUACAGUGCCUGGAAAUAAACCUGACUUCAAAGACAUGGCCAAAAAACUGAUGAGGAAGUGCCACAAUAACGGAUACCCGGUGCCUGGGAUGAUGCUACUGAAAAAUGUCUUCAAUAACAGUGACUUACCUAUGGAGGGCAGAAACGCUGACCCAUCCAACACCUUCCUGUCUACUUUCCUCAACGUCCUGGACUCAGUCUCUCCCGUCAAAGACUCACUUAGCCCAGUCCCCUUGGAUGAUAAAAUGACAAACAAGAUGUGGAAUUGCAGCAAUCUUCCAACGAUAAUCAAGCUGAUGAGGAACUCCUCUGAGGCAUCUGCAUGUUACAUGCAAGCAUUUGUGGCCCCUCUGUCCUGGGCGACUUUGACCACACGGAGUGAAAACAACAUGGACUCGGACGACUAUGACACACUGCUGUGGGCUGCCAAACCUGCACUGCAGGAUAUGCCUUCAACAAGAAUGAACCUUCCAAUCAAUGUAGAGGGCCAAAACGUGAAAAAUAUGAUGAAGAUGCUGCAGGAGGUGUAUGAUCCCAUGUCUGAAGACAAAAUGACUCAGGUGGUAAAAUGGGCAAAAGAGCAGAUCACCAAGAACUACUUCAACUGUACAAUGAGGCCACCAUCUGACUUAAUGCUGAUGGAGCGCUGCAAACCUUCACUGAAAUGGCUGAACAUGGAGGUGUUGACCAUGAUGGGACCUUACCUCUCCCGUUUGGCACCGGACGAUGUUGAUUCUUCUCCCAAAGAAAAGCUGUGUGAAUUUUUCCGCUCAGCCCAGUUCAAAUCCUCAUUGAGCAUGGCCACCAAGAUGAAGCCCAGCCUGGCCAAUAAGUUUCUCCAAAGAUUUCAAGAGUGCUUCAGUGGACAGAAGGAAUUUGCAGAGCAUGUGGACAAGCUCGGCACACUGGCCUGUUAUUAUUACGCUGCUCCAGACUUGACUGCUAACCUCAGCAGGGAACUCCUCUCUGAGCUUGACAAAUGCUAUGACUGCGACAACCCCAGAAUCAAAAAGCUGAAGAAGCACCUUGUCAAGUCUGUGAUGGCAAAUUCCACCGCUGCUCAAGCACUAGGUAAGCUUGGCAGCAGUGUUGCCUUGUUGUCUCCCAAACAACUGUCUGCAAUCCCUGGCAACGAUCUCAAAGAGGUUCUCAAAAAUCUGGGACCCACUAUCCCAUGGACACAGGGCCAGCUGCGCACCCUGGUCAAGAAACAGCUGGGCAAUAAAAAGUGUAAAGAGCUGACGGGUGAGGAGCUCAUGGCCCUUCAGUCGGUUGCAGGAGGUUUGCCAAGAUGUGUGCUCAAGCAUGUCAAAGCCCAGGAGAUCCUGAAUAACACAGAGGCCCUGAAGAACAUCUCCAAGCAGAUGAAGAAGGGGCAGUUGAAGGCCAUGCUGCAGGGGCUGCUUGAGGGUAUGGGUCCCUCAGAGCUGGUGCAGAAGUUGCAUGGCACUUUGCUUUGCAGCGUUUCUCUAAACAACCUGGACAAAGCAAACAUCACCUCGUUGGACCAAGUGGAGGAUAAAAUGUGGAGUCGGCCACAGGCAGCGUACCUGGCAAAAAAGAUGCAUGAUCUAAAGCAGCUUCAGUAUAGGAGGCUGCGUUCAGUCCUUCAGGGAAUAACCUGCAAGAUGAUUGACAAAGUAGCAGACAGUGAUGUGCAAGACAUGGCUCAGGCCAUAACAGAGACUCCACGGUGGCUCUCCAAAAUGCAGGUAGGAUGUGCUGCCCGAAAGCUUUUUGCGACUUUGGAGAAAGAGAGAGCUGACUAUUUUAAAACCAUCACUGAUGCAGAGAUGAAUGGGAUUCCCACAUUCUUACUUCUUCACCUGAUGCCUUCGAAAGUGAAGGAUUUGCCUGACUCCGCGUGUCCUGUCUUCCUCUACAAGAUGGAAGUGGCCAACCUGAGCUUGUUACCUCUUCGUGCCCCAUCUCGCCCCGCACUCACCCAGAGAGCUCUGCUUUGCCUGGCAAAUGGGACAGACUUAUCUGGACUGACUACAAAGGAUGUGUCCAGGCUUGGACGCCUCUUGUGUGAGCUUCAGCCUUCCCAACUGCGCCUCAUGGCCCCCGAAGUCCUCAACUCCAGCCUCCAGGCCAUGGCUUCGUGCCAGCACAUUCCUCAACGCCACAGGGCAGAUCUAAUUCAGCUGGUCAACCAGACUUUUGGGGAUCCAUCUGAUUGGUCAGCUGAGACUAUGGAAACACUGGGGCCUCUGCUCCUUUUGGAUGAUUCUGCCACAUCUGCUCUGCCCAAUAAGCCUUGGAUGAAGGAUGUUCUCUAUUUCCUGAAGUCGCGCCUGUCCCACGCCUCCGACGCCCUGAGAAGGAAGUUAUUCAAGCUCACCAUCACAUCAAAUGCAGCACGUAAAAAGAGAGCAGCCAACAGUCAAUUCAACAAUGCUGAAAAACCCACUGUGGAGUUGAUUGAAGAACUGGGAAUGGACAACGUCUACUGGACAAAUGCACAGCUGAAUCAGAUGUCAGGUGAAACCUUCCUUGCUACUGUGGAAAUACUUGGGGCCAUCACUGACUACAACGCAGACCAACUGGCCGUGCUCAGUAAAAAAGCAACUGAGUUCUUGGGUCCAGUGUCACAGAUGACAGAUGACAGUGUGGUGAUGCAGAUGGGAUGUAUAACUCAGGGCUUCUCCAACGCAGACCUGGAGAAGCUCCCCUUUUCACUGGACAUUCUGGAGGAAAUUGCCCACUGUCGCUGGAAUGAGUCACAGAUGAAGCCGGUGUGGAAGGGUGUUGCUAAAUAUAACAACCUGACAGCGCAGCAGCUAGGAGCUACAGAGAUGGUAGCACUGAACCGGUUCAUCUGUGGCCUAAACUCCAGCGAGAUCAGACAGCUCAACCGGGACGCCUUCAAGGACGCUGUGGGCUCCAUGGAUGGUGUUCAGUGCUCCUUCAUGGUUGCACAGCAGUUGAAAAGUCUUGCUGUGUCUGCAUUUGGAAAUCCCAAUACCUGGACUGAAGCACAAGUGUCUGACCUGGGCAACUUUAUUGCUGGGUUGAAUGCAACUGAGUUGGUUUCUUUAGAUCCGUCUGUCUUCUCAUUUCUCAGCGAGUCGUGCAUCCCGCUCAUACCACCAGGCAACUUUGCUGCACUCUCUCUUGCUCAGCUGGAGGCUCUUGGACCUGACAACGCUGCCAUGGUAACCAGUGAACAGCGAGUUGCCCUGAGAGACGAGCAACUGGCCGCUCUUGAAAGGGCCGUGACCGGGUCUUGGAACCAAACACAAAACCCUGGCCAGUCAGGAGCUCCAUCGCUGAGUGUCGAGGGGAUCUCAGCCUUCGUGAAGCCCCUUCUGUUUCUCCUCACGGUCUUCCUGCUACUGUGAGAACAGAGAACCACCACAUCCUACUGCAAAACUGCCAGGAGCUUUAGCUAACCACAUACACCCAACCUCAUUUCCUGAGUUAUCAAUAUAGUUCAAUAUAGUGCACUUGUGACAUGUAAUUAUGUUAUUUGUGAUGAAGACAUGUUUCUCAUCGAUUGAUUGUCUGAGAUAGUUUGUGAGUGCGCGUAGGAGUGUGGCUGUUGUAAACAGUAACAAGUACACAACAUAAUCAAAUUACCUGGUAAGAUGUGUAAUAAUUCUUUACUAAAUCAUUACUUUUGUUAACUUCACUUUUAAACAUUCUGUCUCUAUAUAUUUAUAAGAAAGUAUAUUUUAAUAGAAUGAAGAUUAAUAUUUAAUGUUUGUCACUCUGAUGUCCUCUAUAUGGGAUGUCUUAAGAUCUCAUUUGGAUGUCUGAUACUGUACUGACAAAAUGACAAAUGGUUAAACUCAAUAAAAAAAUAUACUUACUCA